AUGUCACCUGGAAAUGGUAAUGUCCCCAUUUCUUCAUUAUUAACAUCAUCUAAUAGUACCAAUAGCAAUAACAACUCUGCCGCACCAGGAAAUGCACAACAACCACCACGAUCACCUUCCAAUAUUCCUUUGCUGCGUUUAGUUUCAAGAUUUCAAACACCCAUCAUUCCAACAUCAGGACCAGGAACUGACGAUGAAGUAAUUAUAAUAGAUGAUGAACCUGCAACGCCAGUCCCAUUUUCUCAACAACAACAACGAAUAACACCUUCUUCUAUUGCAAAGAAAACUACAAUACAAACUAAAAAGAAACUGUCAUCCCCACGACAGUCAUCCUUGCCAGUCAUAGCUCCAAAGCCAUCCCAAUCAGCUUCUCCAUUCACUUAUAGUGAUCGAAUCAAACAUUUCCAAACCAGUAUUCAAUUUGAACCUACCACAACUUCCACCAAUAAAUCAUCAUCUCUCCCGAGUAGUAAUACAACAUCUCCAACCAAACCACAACAGCCACCACCAAGUCGAACAUCCAUAAACUCGAUCAUUAAUCUCGAUGACGACUCCGAACCUUCAAAACCAUCCACUCCAGCCCCUGCUCCAGCACCUCCAAUUGUACGAAAACGACCAGGACCAAAACCUGGGACAGUUCCCAAGAAAGCAAAAGUAGAUUCACCAAGACCAACUGCAGCUGGAGGACCAGUUAAGAAAACUCCAGAAGUACAAACGAAAGUGACUGUGUCGGUGAAGAAACCAUUACAUCCGGGUAUGAUUACUGAAAAAUCGGACAGUAUUCCAUUGGUGAAAUUAAAGGGACCUUCUGUUAUUAAUUUAUUAAAUCAUGAUGAAGAGGAGGGGGCUGGUGGUGAUAAUACGGGUCCGAAGGCAAUGGAAUCGAUUAAGAAUGGGAGUACGAAAGAGGUUGGUAAGGUAGUUGAUGAAAAGAAAGAUCAACAACCAGCGAAAGAGAAGGAGAAGGAGAAAGAGAAGGAAAAGGAGAAGGAAAAGGAGAAGGUGGAGCCACCGAUUAUAGCACUUGAUAUUCCAUUACUAGAUCCCAAGAAUCCACAGCCUGGAAAAGCAGAAGUAGUUGUCAAUGUUCUCAAACUUGCCGAAGAAAAAUAUGGAUGGAGUGUAGUUCAUCCCAAGGCGAAAUCGGCAAUUGAUAUGAUGGACGACAUGAUGGAUGACGAUGAUGACGGGGCUGAUUUGGAUGACGAUGAUGAUGAUUUAAUCGUAGAUGAUGAAAGAAGUGCUCCGGUACAACAGGUACAAUUACCACAACAACCAAAAGGGAAAGAAUUAACUGAAGAACAAUUGGUUAGACAGCAUGAAAUUAGAAUGAUUAGAAAAGUGGGGAAAUAUGAUUAUGAAGAUCCAUUUAUAGAUGAUAAAGAAUUACAAAUGGAAGAAGAGAUCAUAUCUACAAAAGAAGGGUUCUUUGUCUAUUGGGGUCCAUUAGUUGAUGAUAGAAGUUUGAGUAAUAAAAAAGGAUCUUCAAAAAGUAAACGAUAG
This is a messenger RNA of Hemisphaericaspora subhashii, 1503 nucleotides long. RefSeq names its product Hpc2p (gene HPC2). The record is from RefSeq and is a predicted model, not a curated record. The coding region runs from base 1 to 1503 and encodes 500 amino acids. The transcript has a single exon. NCBI's taxonomy places the organism in Eukaryota, Fungi, Ascomycota, Pichiomycetes, Serinales, Debaryomycetaceae.